AUGGGAAAGAUGAAGAACCUUCAGAUGCUAGAGAACUGCUUUGCCAAUUCGGAAAACGUUCGUGAUGCCGCCAAGAUGGAAGCCAUGAGCUCCAAACUGAUACGUCAAAACUCCAGACUUCAAAAGGAAAAAGAACAGCUUGCACGACAAGCGAGAAAGCAAGAGUUAUGCAUUGGGCAUUUAUUGAAAAAGCUAGAGAAUGCAGCUGAUCUUGCCAAUGACCAGCAAGUGAACUUUGACGAAGCUCAUCAUCGACAAACAGAAACAGUAGCAUCCAUGCUUCAAGAACUUUCCAAGUCGCGCAAGGAGAUUAUCCAGUUACGAAACGAAUUGGAACUUGAACGAAUAAAAAAUAGAGCAACAACAAGUACAAAGGAACAGAUGACGGAGAUUCACAGAAUACCAAGCGACUGUGAAGACUUUUCGGACGAGGCUACGGUUCUGAGGAAUAAUGUUGCGGUUCCGCAGAAGGAUGUAGCAGCUCUGGAAGAUGAAGUUGCAUAUCUUCGCCAUUCUCUAAUUCAACAAGAAUCCCAAUACAAGGAAUCAUUAAAGGAUAAUGCAGUUGGAUCAGCUGGGCUAAGGCGAUUUACCAGUACAUGUGGCGAGGAGGAUGCAGCAGAAGCGCGGAUGCACCACGAUAGGUUCCGGCCCGAUGAUGACAUUGAAAUCAUACACCAACCAUUUGCACAUGACACAAGAGAGAAAAGAAUCCCUAGAAGUGGUCUACAAGAAAUUGACGCGGAAGCACCUAGGCCUCCACUAAGUAGACAAUCCUCGGGCGUGCGAGGCUCGUCCCAAUCUCCCCCUAAGCUUUCAGCUACCAGCUCCAACAGCCGUUCCUUUGCCAUGGACGCUGUUCGACUAUCACGUAGUUCUCGAACCUUGGGGAGGCUAUAG
Messenger RNA from Cylindrotheca closterium, 900 nucleotides. The record is from the annotation of a GenBank genome assembly. Lineage: Eukaryota; Bacillariophyta; Bacillariophyceae; Bacillariales; Bacillariaceae.